This is a messenger RNA of Striga asiatica, 573 nucleotides long. Lineage: Eukaryota; Viridiplantae; Streptophyta; Magnoliopsida; Lamiales; Orobanchaceae. The record is from the annotation of a GenBank genome assembly.
AUGCUCUUCCACUAUUUCCUCAUGAAACCUCUUACUGAUAUGGACAUUACGAAAAUUGAGAAAGAAAUUGAUCGAAUUAUUGGUAUCGAACGGUUGGUUCUUUGUGUUGGGCCUCAUGUUGAAUCUGUUGGCCACAUCAAUAGACAAGUUGUUGAGCUUGAGUCAUUUGUUGGGACUUCUUGGCGAGGAGACUCCAAUAAACCAAUGCUGCAAGGAAUAUAUGGUACCGCAUGGGAGAGCGCAAAACAAUUUAAAGCUUAUUUUCACUUCGAGAAGGAGGCUAAAAAGUGGGACCAACGUCGAAUUGGUCAAGAUCUUGAUAUCUUUUCCAUAGAGGAUGAAGCUGGAUCCACUGAUGUGUUACAGCGUGAGGUGGUCCCACGAAUUCUUGGACAUGAUGACAUAGUUGGUCGACAUUCCACCUUUGCGGUCGAGAGGCAGAAACCGUCGGGCGAUUCCUGCCUUGGGUACGACUCCAACCGUCAGCAGGGAGAUCGGUCGGAUUCGAGGGAUAAUCCUUCUCAAUCGGGGGAGAAUAGUGCAGACGGAAUAUUAUGCCUAAUGAUCACAUGA